CAGUUGAGCAUAUUCCAAAAUAUGAGGCCUGUGAAGAUCCUUGUUUCUUGUGUUGAGGCGUCACCGUCUGUCCAUUUUUAGAAAUACACACAUAUACAUACAAACAUUUUUGCACAAUCUUUAUCAAUUCCCUCCUUUCUCUGCCUUGAAAAACUCCAUCAGGUAUUUGGUGAGGAAGGAGGAAAAUAAGGGUUGAGCUUGAGCAAUUAAUAGUAGCAGAUAAAGCUUUACAGAGUUAUACACAGUUGGCAUUUUGAUAUAAGGCAAUAAGCAACAUUAAUUGGUCAAUAUAUUCCAAUCAAUACUAGAAGCCAAGGUUCAUGUCUGAGCUUGACAUCCAGAUCCCAUCAACCUUCGAUCCCUUUGCUGAGGCAAAUGCUGAGGACUCAGGUGCUGGCACAAAGGAAUACGUCCAUAUUCGCAUACAGCAGCGUAAUGGCAGGAAAAGCCUGACAACUGUCCAAGGGUUGAAAAAAGAAUUUAGUUACAAUAAGAUUCUUAAAGACCUGAAGAAAGAGUUUUGCUGCAAUGGUACUGUAGUUCAGGACCCUGAGCUCGGCAAGGUUAUCCAGCUUCAAGGUGAUCAGCGGAAGAAUGUUUCAACCUUCCUUGUUCAAGCAGGCAUUGUGAAGAAGGAACACAUCAAAAUACAUGGUUUUUAAGUUGUAGUGGUGGCAGCAUAUCAAUCUGCCUGACGUUGCAACUUCUCUUGUCUACAUCUUAGCGUUCUACCCGAUAUACUUAUAAUAUCGAUAUAUUGAACUAGUAGUCUAGUUCUAGUAUUGUGGAUUGUCCUGGAUUUGUUUUGCACUUUUUUGUGUCUAAUGCACAAGUGUCUAACUGUAAAACAUUCAGUGUUACAAGGCACUAUAUAACAAUGCCAUACCAUGUGGAACCUUUAAGGGUCAUUGACCUGUUACCAUCAUGUUUGUGUAAUAUAAUAAUAUUUUACUGCACAAGUUCAUGUCA
This is a messenger RNA of Daucus carota subsp. sativus, 969 nucleotides long. Its product is annotated as protein translation factor SUI1 homolog. Gene Ontology annotation, biological process: translational initiation. Bases 321 to 662 code for a protein of 113 amino acids. Gene Ontology annotation, molecular function: RNA binding; translation initiation factor activity. Lineage: Eukaryota; Viridiplantae; Streptophyta; Magnoliopsida; Apiales; Apiaceae. The transcript has 6 exons. The record is from RefSeq and is a predicted model, not a curated record.